This is a messenger RNA of Telopea speciosissima, 2176 nucleotides long. RefSeq names its product pentatricopeptide repeat-containing protein At2g35030, mitochondrial-like. The transcript has a single exon. The coding region runs from base 2 to 1996 and encodes 664 amino acids. Gene Ontology annotation, molecular function: RNA binding; protein binding. Gene Ontology annotation, biological process: RNA modification. The record is from RefSeq and is a predicted model, not a curated record. NCBI's taxonomy places the organism in Eukaryota, Viridiplantae, Streptophyta, Magnoliopsida, Proteales, Proteaceae.
CAUGGGUGCAUGGGUGAGGCCAUCAAUAAGGCUUCUUUGGAACACAGGAAAGAAGUUGUUUCCCACUGCUGCUUACACACCAUAUAGAAUCAGCCCAGUUAGGUUAGCUGCACUAACAUCAGUUCAUACUCUUCUUCUCAUUGUACCUGAUCUCAAAUUGUCAUGGUUGGAGCAUUUCAGUCGGUAUUAUCAUUCAAACUACAAACCUAGUGAAAUCUCCUCAUCCAAAAGAGAUUAUUCUAUAGAUCAGAAUGUUGCUCGAUCAAAUUUUCUCAUCUCCAAGCUCAGCAGAGAAGGGAAGAUUGCUGAGGUUCGUCAAAUAUUUGAUCGAAUGCCUAUUCGGGAUGUGGUUACAUGGACAGCUGUGAUCUCUGGGUACAUCAAAUGUGGAAUGGUUGAAGAAGCACGGCUGCUCUUUGACGAAGCAGAUGCAAAGAAGAACGUAGUCACAUGGACGGCAAUGUUGUCUGGUUAUAUCCAAUCGAACCAGAUGCUAGGAGCAGAAAAGCUUUUUAGGCAGAUGCCUCACAAGAAUGUCAUCUCUUGGAACACUAUGAUUUCUGGGUAUGCACAGAAUGGGCGAAUUGAUUCUGCUUUUGAGCUAUUUCAGAAAAUGCCCGACAGAAAUGUUGUUUCUUGGAACACAAUUAUAACAGCCAUGGCUCAACAUGGAAGAAUUGAUGAAGCAUGGCAACUUUUUGAUAGGAUGCAAGAAAGAGAUGUUAUAUCUUGGACAGCAAUGGUUGCAGGUUUAUCACAGAAUGGGAGGAUUGAUGAAGCACGAGCUCUAUUUGACAAGAUGCCUGAGCGAAAUGUUAUUUCUUGGAAUGCCAUGAUCACUGGUUAUGCGCAAAAUUUGAGACUGGAUGAAGCUCUUGACUUGUUUGAGAGAAUGUCUGAGAGGGACAUUCCAUCAUGGAAUACGAUGAUUACGGGCCUUAUUCAGAAUGGAGAUCUAAGGCGAGCCAGGAAAUUGUUCAACGAGAUGCAAAGAAGAAAUGUUGUCUCUUGGACGACGAUGAUCACUGGAUAUGUUCAAGAUGGACAGAGCGAGGAGGCUUUAAAGGUUUUCUCAGCAAUGCAGGCUGAUGGAAUCAAGCCUAAUCAAGGAACCUUCGUAAGCAUAUUAGGUGCUUGUAGCAAUUUAGCAGGGCUUGGUGAGGGAAGACAAAUCCAUCAGAUAAUAAGCAAAACAGUUUUCCAGAAUAGUACACUGGUAGAGUCAGCCCUCAUAAGUAUGUACUCUAAAUGUGGGGAGAUGGACAUUGCAAGAGAUAUGUUCGAUAGAUCAAGUCAAAGGGAUGUUGUGUCUUGGAAUGGAAUAAUUGCAGCCUAUGCACACCAUGGCUAUGGUAGAGAAGCGAUACACUUGUUUAAAGAAAUGCAGAAAUACGGGUUCAAGCCUGAUGAUGUCACCUAUGUUGGGGUGCUCUCUGCAUGCAGCCACUCUGGUUUGGUGGAUGAGGGUCUGAAGUAUUUUGAGGAAUUGAUGAAAGACGGAUCAAUUGAUGUAAGAGAAGACCAUUACGCUUGCGUGGUUGAUCUUUGUGGGCGAGCUGGAAGGCUUAAGGAGGCGUUUGAUUUCAUAGAGCAUUUAGGGACUAAGCCAUCAGCUAAUGUGUGGGGAGCUCUUCUUGCAGGGUGUAAUGUUCACAGGAAUGUAAAGAUAGGGAAAUUAGCUGCAAGGAGGCUUCUAGAGGUGGAGCCAGAUAAUGCAGGGACAUACAUGUUGUUAUCAAACAUAUAUGCUUCAGCAGGGAGAUGGAAAGAGGCUUCUCGAGUGAGGUUGAAGAUGAAGGAUAAAGGGUUGAAGAAACAGCCUGGUUGUAGCUGGAUUGAAGUGGGGAAUAGAGUCCAUGUGUUCGUGGUUGGUGAUAAAUCUCAUAGUCAGUCGAAACUGAUCCAUGGCAUUUUCCAUGAUCUUCAUAUGAAGCUGAAGAAGGCUGGUUAUGUUCUUAAUAAGGGUUCGACUCUGGAUGAGGAUUUUUUGCAAUAACAUAACAUAAGUUGAAUGUAGAAGACUUCAGAAUCAUAGCAUUGCUAAGGUUAUUGUACCAAGCUUGAUUGGGGAGGUGGAGGCUGCUGUUUUACUGGCUCUUGUAGAUGAGUUAUGGGCCAUUUAUAUGGUUAGCUGCUUUGCAUCAUUUCUGGUAUAUGCGUAAGACCUUCAUAGCAA